This is a messenger RNA of Leucoraja erinaceus (little skate), 3714 nucleotides long. Its product is annotated as fibulin-1-like. The coding region runs from base 858 to 2012 and encodes 384 amino acids. NCBI's taxonomy places the organism in Eukaryota, Metazoa, Chordata, Chondrichthyes, Rajiformes, Rajidae. The record is from RefSeq and is a predicted model, not a curated record. Gene Ontology annotation, molecular function: calcium ion binding. The transcript has 8 exons.
GAAUAGUCUAAUUCUACUCCUAUCUCUGAUGAUCUUUUGAACUGAAGCAUCCUACCACACCUCGAGAUUAAUCCUGAACUGAUGAUGAUGGAACUGAUGUUAACGUUGUUGAUGACCCUCGAACUAUAUUUGAUCGGAUUUUACUGGCUGUACCUUACACUAAACGGUAUUCCCUAAUCAUGUAUCUGUGCAGUGUGAAGGGCUUGGUUGUAAUCUUGUGUUGUCUUUCUUCUGUAUCGUUUUCACCCAACAAAAUCUUUUCACUGUAUCUCAGUACAUGUGAGAAUAAACAAAACUGAAACUCAAAGCAGUAUAUUUGUUUUUAAGCAGCUUUUAUGAUUGAAUUUUGUUGUAUUUUAAAAUCUUCCCAUUCCUUUAUCUUGACUGUAUCUUGACUGGUUAAAAUUCUCUCUCAUUGGGACACGUAAUUCUGACACACUUGUUUGAACCACACCGUGUAUCUCAUCCCUGCAUUAUGUAAAUGAAAAAGAACAUGUGCAGUUAAUUUCAUGUUAAGUUCUAUGCUGAAUAUCUGUGUUUUAAUACAGCUACAGCAGGAUCUACUACUGCAACUACUCCUCGUGAUACAACGUUAACAUCAGUUCCAUCAUCUUCGAUGAGCACAACAGAAACAUCCACCCAGAGUUCCACUCCACUACAAACAGGUGAAACAAACACUGAUAUCACUUCCACAACAUCAGAAAGUAGUGAGUACAGAAAGAUUUGGCCGUUCACAAUGUGCAGAGUCUUUCUCAUAGUUUUCUGAUCACACUACCACAGAAUCAAUUGAAGGAAUCUUACGAGCCAUUUGAAAGAUGAAUAAUUAUGAAAAUAACAAAUUCUGGCAAAUAAUCUAGAUGUAUUACAAACACUUAAAUAAAAGCCGUAAAUUUCAUGUUACAUUUCCUGCUGCGAUUCUCUGUUUUAAUGCAGCUACAACAUUUACAACUACAUCUCCUGGUACCACUUUAACAUCAGUUCCAUCAACAACUGCAGCACCAUUCACUUCAGAGACAAUGAGCACAACAGAAACAACAACCACCCAGAGCUCCACCCAACCACAAACUAGUGAAACAACUACUGAUGUCAGUUCCACAACGUCAGAAACUACUACAACAGGAUCUACUACUGCAACUACUCCUCCUGAUACAACGUUAACAUCAGUUCCAUCGUCAUCGACGAGCACAACAGAAACAUCCACCCAGAGUUCCACCCCACCACAAACAAGUGAAACAACAACUGAUGUCACUUCCACAACAUCAGAAAGUAACAUCAAUGUAUGUGCAACCAAAGUCUCCAAUUGUGAACAAAUCUGCACCAACACAAUUGGAAGCUUCAGAUGCAGUUGUGGUCCAGGCUACAGAACCAACGUGGAGAACCCUGCGCUUUGUGAUGACAUCGACGAAUGUGCGACCAACACCUCCAAUUGUCAACAAAACUGCAUCAAUACUAUCGGAAGCUUCACAUGCAGUUGUGGUCGGGGCUUCAGCACCAACGUAACCAACCCGGCGCUUUGUGAUGACAUCAAUGAAUGUGCAACCAACCUCUUCAAAUGCCAACAAAUCUGCACCAAUACAAUCGGAAGCUUCAGGUGCAGUUGUGGUCCAGGCUUCAUCAUGAUCAACAAGUUCACACCUCAGCUUUGUGAAGGCCGUGCUGAAUGUGCAACCAACACCUUUGGAAGCUUCAUGUGCAUUUGUGGUAAAGGCUUCAGAACCAAUGUGGAGAACCCUGCGCUUUGUGAUGACAUCAAUGAAUGUGCAACCAACACCUCCACAUGCCAACAAAACUGCACCAACACAAACGGAAGCUACACGUGCAGUUGUGGUCCAGGCUUCAGAACCAACGUGCAGAACCCUGCGUUUUGUGAUGACAUCAAUGAAUGUGCAACCAACACCUCCAAAUGCCAACAAACCUGCACCAACACAAUUGGAAGCUUCAUGUGCAGUUGUGGUCGAGGCUUCAGAACUAACGUGAUCAGCCCUGCGCUUUGUGAUGGUAGGAAGCUGUGAAACGCAGACUCUAAUGGAAUGGCUGAUGGCAUUUCUGAUUGGAGAGUUCAUUUUGAUUGUUUUGAAGGCAUCGUAUACUUACCUUCAAUAAUUAAUCAUUUACCACAACAUUACCACAGUCAUUUAAUGAUCAUGCAUCAGUUCUUUUAUCUAUUGUUUAUGUAAAAUAUCUUGCUAACUGCCUUCUUGCUUUCUUAUCACCUGAUCCUAUUUCCAUUUCUUCUUUUCUCUAACUCGCCACUACUUCCCCCGGCUCUGCUUUGAAAGCUAUAAACCCCCACUCUACCCUCAUCCUGAGAAAGGAUCAUUGAACCAAAAUGCCAACUGGUCUCUAUUUUCACAGAUGCAACUUGACUGGUUGAGAUCUUCCAACAGUUUUGAUUUUAUUUGAGAGUGGAGUGAUUGUAUUGUUUUCUCUAUAUGUUGAUCAAUGUGUGAUUAACAUGUGCACACAUCUACUUUAUUGCAUUUGUUAAUCUCUAUUGCAUGAUGUUUUUUUUAAAUAUUGCAGGGGAACUUGGAUCACCUUGUUCCAAAUGUGACCAAGUAGAUUUUAUGUUGACAUUGCACUGUUAUUCCUCCCAGGCAAGUCUUCUACUCAUUCUAGUUCUUGCACUGAACCAAGGCUCCCAACCCCAGCAACCUGUAAUCAUGUGUCCUAUUUCAGCCCCACCUCUGUGCAAUCAGAAAAUCCCCAAUUCAUCUCCAACCCACCAUUUUAAAUGAUGGCCUCAUAUCAAAACCCUGAGCACUGAACACUAUGCAAUUUUUCUUCCUGUUUCCUCCUUACUGCUUGUCUUCCAAUCUGAUAGCCUCGAGUUCCCUGCCCUUCACACUAUACAGUCUGAUAGUGUCUAGAUCCUCUGUCAUACAAUCGGCUAGUCUAUGAUUCCAUUUGUUUAACAACCUGUCCGUUAGUUAACUACCCCCUACCAGAUACUCUCCACCGUGUAGAUUUCUGGAUCACCUCUCCUGGUUCCUCUCUUACAUUCCAAAUAGCCUCUUCUCCUUGACCUCUGCUCCCUGCCAUGUUGUAGGUCUAACUGGACACGUGGCUGUUGGAUAUACUGAAACCAGCCUCCCGCAUUGGAGCACCGGAGGCACAUUUUGAUAAGGAAAAUAUGUAACACCAUUGUGGUUGGAUCUACUUAUGGUGGCUAAAGUGUUAUGACUGGAAUAGUAGGUGGUGUCUGUUUAAUACAUCAAUGAGAGUGCAAAUAGUACAGCCUGGCUAAUAUUCCACCUGAUGAUUCAAUUUGACCUACGUAAGCUACAGGUUAAUUCAGCAAUUGAAUGAAGGUGCUGGCUUGAAGGGCAGAAUGACCCCCUCCUGCACCUAUUGUCUAUUGUCAAUGUGACUAUUUAAAACCAUCAUGAUAAAUCAUUGUUGGGGAGAAAUAUCAAACAUAUAUUUCAAUUUCUAGUGAAACAAAUUUGUAUUUUGAAUGAAAAAAUAUCACAGAAUUUAAUUUGCGAGGAUAAGCAAUUCAAAACAUAAAAUAGCAUGAUAAUAUAUUAAAAACGUGAUGGAAUUUGGCAAGUUUCUGUCCAAAAUGAAAUAAUGAGCAUUUUCUUCCAGACAUCAAUGAAUGUGCAACCAACACCUCCAAAUGCCAACAAACCUGCACCAACACAAUUGGAAGCUUCAUGUGCAGUUGUGGUCGAGGCUUCAGAACUAACGUGAUCAGCCCUGCGCUUUGUG